GGUUGGCAUAGAUUAGAAAAGUAUUUCCAGGGAUGUGAGAAGGGCUUGGUGAACACCGAGUCCCAUUGGCUUCAAAGUUCUGGGAUUUGAUUUAAUUCCGCGUGAGCUGAGAAGCUCACGCUCUAGUCAGACUUCUUUAUUUGCUCAUCCGUUAGUUCCCAAGUGUGUGGCAUCCCUGUCUGUUCCUGGUGUUGUCCCCCACGCCGGGUACACAGACGCGUAAGGACAAGCCACUCCCGCUGGGAGUCCCUACAGUGUCGGAGGCUCAUGGCAGAGGUCACGGCUGACCCUGUUUGGGGCUGUGGGUCAGGGAGGGUCUCACGAAGGAGGCUCGUUUGAACAGGGCCUUGAGGGAUGAAGAAGAGUUCUCUAGGCAGCCUAUCGAGGGAGACAGCUUAUGCCACGUUGGGGAUUACUUUUGGAGAUGCCCACAUGCGCUGUGAGGGACGACGGGGUGUGUGGACUACAGACUGCGGUCCUCCCAGCCGCGGGGCUCAGGAGGACAAGGGUCGAAGGUCUGAGCACACACGUCCUCAUGACCCUGGGGGUCCUGGCUGUGUCUUCCCUCCCUUGAACCAAGACUCCUGUGUGUCCCAGGCCUCUUUGGAAAAUGACCGCCUGGCCUCUCAGUACCGCCUGGUCCCGGGUCUGGAAACAUCUGGGUCCUGCCCGGCUGGAAAGACGGGGCGUGACCCCCUGGAUCUCUGUCCUCGGCCGCGAGAAGGUGACCCACCGCUGGAAAUUCCCACGUGCGAGCCAGCGUCUCACCCCUUCUUAUCUGAGUCACAAGGACACUGGGCCGGCACGGUCCUCGCCGUCUACACUGGGGAGCUGUCCUGGUGGGGGAGAAUCCUUAUGGUAGUGGAGGGCUCCUUGCUGUCCACGCUCCCUCUCCGCCAGCGGGACACCCUCACGGGAGAGGGAUGCACCGAGCAGAGAAGGAAGGGGCAUUUGCCCGGGACCCGCCGCGUGCCAGCGCUGUGCUAA
Molecule: messenger RNA, 987 nt
Organism: Prionailurus viverrinus (fishing cat)
Lineage: Eukaryota; Metazoa; Chordata; Mammalia; Carnivora; Felidae
Exons: 3
Coding region: 355-987 (210 amino acids)
Source: RefSeq, a predicted model, not a curated record